UGGAGAUCUGACGAAUAUUGCACUCCCUUUUAUUUUCGUAUUUACAGUGGUGUUGAGAAUUCUCAGUGUGUUCUGUGCGCCAUAAAAUUCUUGGCCCGGCAUUUCUUUACACUAUCUCCGGUCAACCGCAGUCUCCGCUCUCAACACCACGAACGAUUGUGACCCCUCGUCCUCGCACGCUUGGAAGCACGGGCUAUCGAAUGCACCAUGAAUCUUCUAUCGCAGGCCCUUGAAUAUGGAGCUCCGCUCUUUCUCAUGACGUCCCCGGUCACCUCCUAUGCGGAUCAGAUCCUCAGCAUCCACCGCAGCAGAAGCUCGGCUGGGUUUUCUAUGGACAUCCCGUUGAUCAUGCUUGUUGCGUCUAUUCUCAAGGUCUUUUACUGGUUCGGGGCCAAGUACUCUCUUUCGCUACUGGUCCAGGCGGUCUUCACGAUCGCAGUGCAGAUUGUCUUGUUGAAAGUGGCGCUUGACAAUCGGCCGUCGCCUGGAUUGAAGAACAGUGUCGAACAUGUCCCGUUCAGCAGCGUCGACAGCGGGCAGGGGUUUACUAGGCCGUAUGAUUUCUGGCAAUGGCGGAGCGCCAAGCCGUACUGGAUGUUCCUCGCCUACUUCACCGUCGCCCUCACCGUCAUCCAAGUCUUCCUCCCGCCGCUCGCCUACUCCGAGUCCUAUAUCGGUCUUCUGGGAUAUGUCGGUCUCGCGGUGGAGGCGACUCUGCCUCUGCCUCAGGUCAUCAAGAACCAUCGGUCCCGGUCGUGUGUGGGGUUCCGGUUGUCGGUGGUCAUCGCGUGGAUCCUGGGUGAUAUCAUGAAGUUGAGCUACUUCUUCUGCAGCGCCGAGGUGAUUCCCUGGUCCUUCCGACUGUGCGGUAUGUUCCAAUGUGUCUGUGAUCUGUACCUGGGACUGCAAUUCUGGAUGUACAGUGGACCCUCGUAUGGGGCUGCGGGCAGUCCUUCUCGGGGCGCGAGUGAGGGAUGGCAGGUCGAGGAGAAGGAUAUUCGGAUGACUUGAUGCAUUCUUUCGUGAUG
Molecule: messenger RNA, 1028 nt
Organism: Aspergillus homomorphus CBS 101889
Lineage: Eukaryota; Fungi; Ascomycota; Eurotiomycetes; Eurotiales; Aspergillaceae
Product: PQ-loop repeat-containing protein
Exons: 4
Coding region: 208-1011 (267 amino acids)
Biological process (GO): retrograde transport, endosome to Golgi; phospholipid translocation
Cellular component (GO): endosome; trans-Golgi network
Source: RefSeq, a predicted model, not a curated record